UUUACGAGAGAGAGAGCUGACGUUUCACCUCCUCCUACACGUACAACCAAACUCUCACUCGAACUCCCACCACCUUUCAGUUCAGGCAUUUGCUCCGCAACGCACUGAACUCCUCCGGUGCUACUUUGAGAUAAACCGUCAAGUUUCAAGUUACUUCCAACCUAUUUCGCGCGUCUUUGCGUUUCUGGGCUGUUCUGUAUUGAACUUCAAAUGGGUUUGUGUUUGAUCUCGUUUCAGGUUCUCAAAAACAACAUUGUUGAGCCCUAAAUACUUGUAGUUGGAAAGAUGCAAGCCAUGUCUCAUUUUGAAGGAGUCAAUAAAGACUGCAAACUUGAGUGGGGAAAAAAGAAAGGAGUUGGUGGGACAAACAAUGAUGUCCAAUUUUAUGAGUCAUUUACCUAUGGCAAUGUGGAAUAUAUAUUAUAUGAUUGCGUAUAUUUGUAUACCAAAGGUGAGCCUGAGCCUUACAUAGGCAAGCUUGUGAAAAUAUGGGAAAAGGCAGAUGGUAAGAAGAAAAUAAAAGUUGUCUGGUUUUUUCGACCUAUUGAGAUACGUAAUUGGUUGGGAGAUACUGUACCAUGUUGGAAUGAGCUUUUUCUAGCUUCUGGUCAAGGAGUAGGCUUGUCCAAUGUCAAUCCUUUGGAAGUGCUUGUUGGCAAAUGCAAUGUUAUCUGCACAUCCAAGGAUAGGAGAAACCCGCAACCAUUGAGCAGAGAUGUUAAAAUGGCUGACUACAUCUUCUACCGUACAUUUGAUGUUGGAAGUUGUAUGAUUUCAGAUAACUUUGAGGAUGCAAUAGAUGGCAUUGAUGUUAGAUACUUUUUUAACAAGAAAAAAAUUCAAAAGUUCAUCCCUGCUCCCAAGGUGGACAAAUGUUGCAAAUAUAAGACCCAGGAAAAGAGUUCACCCUCCAGGUUGGACUCAUCAAAAGCAGUAGAUGGUGCAGCCAAAGAUGGAAAGGAUGAUCAUCAAACAAAUGCUAUAAUGAAAGGAGAGGAAUUGAAGGAAACAACUAGAGGGAAGAGGCAGGUGCUUUUUCUAGAGGAGAACUUACCAAUGCUGACAACUAGUUUUGACAAGGAUCAAGCUAAGGUUGGUAAUAUUUCCUUCCGUCAAGAUGGAGCAGAUAAAGGGAAAUCUGUCAAGGUUUUAGUGCAUUCGGAUGCACCAGAAAGUAGACUUUCAAAGAAACAGAGAUUUCUUAAUCAAUUCACUAAACCUGGGGAUGUGGAACAUAAUGCCUCUUUUCCAUCAGAACUUGGCAAGGAAUCGAGAACCAGUGUCUCACAGAAGCUAAAAGUUGCUAACAUGGAGAAUGCUGAAAGGUCUUCAGAACCUUUUAGAAAACCUUUAUAUAAAGCAAAGGGUGAAAAGGUGAUUGUUGAUGAUAGAGCAACUAAGCUUUCUGGCAAAUCAGCUCCUAGACUUGAAGGAAAGGCGAGAAACACUGACAACCAAGUAGUUGGGGCUUCCAAAAAACCAGAUAGAAGCAAAUGGUUUAAGCAACUUUCUUGGGAAGAAGCAACUGUUAGAGCUCAUAACCAAGGAACCCUCAUCCUUCUUGAAAAUUUGGAUCCAUCCUAUACAUCAAAAGAAGUAGAGGAUAUAAUUCAGCAGGCCUUUGGCGAAAGUUGCACUGCAAAGGUGAUACAGCGUGGUACAUUUUCUAGCCCACAUAAUGGUCAGGCAUUGGCUAUAUUCAAAAAAAGAGAUAUGGCAGAUAUGGUAGUUGCCAAAUUAAAUAGAGGCUGCUUCAUGCUCCCAAAUGGAAGGCCAUUGAUUGGAAGUAAAGGAACUUUAAGGAAGCCUAGUAAAACAGCCAAAUUUGUGGGCCAUCUAGUCAUUGAAAAACUCAAAUACCAAAAGCAGCCAGAGGAGGUGAGAAAUGCAGUUUCCACAUCACACUUUUCCCAGCCUAACACUAUAGAAUAUGAUAUGGCUGUAGAAUGGUGCUUGUUGAUGGGUCAAGCAGACUUGUGGUGGAAGGCCUUGUAUCAGCUUUAUAGAAACAUGAAGAGGAAUUGGAAAGCAUCAAGAGCCAGCUAAAGACUCGAUGACUAUGAAAUAUAAGCUUCUGGUAAGCCCUCGCAUGCCCAGACCGACUUGUUUGAGACUUGAGAGCUCAAGUUUUUGUUUGUCUUGAGAGGUCAAGUUUUGUGCCUUCAUUUUCUUCAGAUUCACAUUUUUUUGCCGGCAUGUUUUGGAUGAGAGAAGAAUGAUGAGAUACGGGUCCCUAUUCUUUUGCUUUUACAUUUGGAGGAAAGAGAGGGAUAAAUUGUGCAUUUUGUAUAGGUAUCAUGUUCUGCUGACAUAGAGGAUUCCAACAAAAAAAAAAAUUGUACACUACAAACUCAAAUAGAUGCAGAUUUGUCUCAUUUGUUAACCACUCA
Molecule: messenger RNA, 2390 nt
Organism: Nelumbo nucifera (sacred lotus)
Lineage: Eukaryota; Viridiplantae; Streptophyta; Magnoliopsida; Proteales; Nelumbonaceae
Product: protein ANTI-SILENCING 1-like
Molecular function (GO): RNA binding; chromatin binding
Source: RefSeq, a predicted model, not a curated record